ACGUUUUCCUCCUGCGGCUCCACGUCAUCGUCCGUUUUUUCUCUUACCUCUCCAUCCUUAAAACUGCGGCAAGUCCCCCUCUGUACUCUUUGAAACACUGCUGGCUGACUGUACAAGCACUUGGACGCGCCUGAGGAGCAUUACUCAACAUGAGGCUGGGACUCGCCGCUCUCCUGUGUUUCUUCAGCCUGUCGUGGCCGUCGGAGUGCGCGCCUCCGACCUGCUACUCCAGAGCGCUCGGCCUCAGCAAGGAAAUCAUGACUCUGCUGGAUAAAAUACACACUUACCAUCGCACGAAACCAUGUGCUGAGAUUCUGCCUACGAUCUUCCUAGAUGUGCAUAACUCAUGCGUCACUGCCAAGCUCCGUGACUUUCUGUAUGUGGUACUGAACCAUCCAAACCAGUACUGCAAGGACCGUCCCAGAAUGGUGCUGCUGAAACGUAAAAUCCAGAACUUGUACACCAUCAUCACCAGAAUUUGUUACCGGGACCUGGUGUUUUUCACAGACGACUGUGUGGCCAUUGAUACUGGACACAGCAGCCCACACUAUGCAGAGGACAGGCUGCAGCUUCUGCAAGAAGAGAGAUGAGCGACGAACAGACCACACGACACAUGUAAACUGGCCUGAUACACACAAACCAGCCUUAUAUAUGAUGAUAAAGCAUGUAGAUUACACUCCUCAGCCUGUGGUGGAUUAAAUGCACCAUAAAUCCAUCAUUUGGUUUUGGCAGUAUUCACAGUCGUGUUUCAUGUCUUACCUAGUUAAGUCUGUGUUUGCUGCAGACUCAUGUUAGUGGACAUGUGUGGUUGCAUUCCUUCAAGGAGUGCAGAACUUUCCACAGGAAAUUUGCUGAAUGCCAACCAUGCCGAUGAAAACCUUAAAAUAAUAAACCAAUAAGAGAUGCUUGUGAGCCGGGCUUAACUGCUGCUUACUUACCAGGGCUGAUCAAAGCUUCACAUGUCAUUAAGAGAAAUAUGUUCUGUUGCCAUAACCCCUGCUCUCACUAACAUCUUAAAGGAGCACUAUGCUGCAUUUUGUACACAUUCGAAGAGUUGAACAUAGUGGUUGUAAAUGUUAUGUAAGAAAUACAGUAUAUGUUUUAGAAAAGUUUUCACACUUUAUAAUGUAUAGUUCCUUCAGAAUUUCCUGCAUCUGAAAAUUAUAGAAUCUACAAAACAUGAAUAAUCUAGAGUUUAGAUUUUGUCUGAUAUGUGUAAAUCUUACAUUGUACAAUAAACCUUCUGUUUAAGGGUU
Sphaeramia orbicularis (orbiculate cardinalfish) is the source of this 1256-nucleotide messenger RNA. Its product is annotated as cytokine-like protein 1. The record is from RefSeq and is a predicted model, not a curated record. The transcript is spliced from 4 exons. NCBI's taxonomy places the organism in Eukaryota, Metazoa, Chordata, Actinopteri, Kurtiformes, Apogonidae. Bases 150 to 590 code for a protein of 146 amino acids. Gene Ontology annotation, biological process: positive regulation of transcription by RNA polymerase II.